Molecule: messenger RNA, 2670 nt
Organism: Paramecium sonneborni
Lineage: Eukaryota; Ciliophora; Oligohymenophorea; Peniculida; Parameciidae
Source: the annotation of a GenBank genome assembly
AUGUAACACUUUCUGACAGGUAUAUUCCAAUCUUUCAGUAUGUGUGGUCUUCGAAAUAGAAUAGUUCAUAUACUUGCUUUUCGACCUCCUUAAGCUACUUAUGAACUUAGACUUAGAGAAUCAAAAAAAAGAUAAUAAGUUAAUAAAAAAUAGAGAUACUAUUCUUUUGAUGAUAGUGGAUAUUUCAAUAAAUAAAACAAUACAGAAUAAUAAUUGAUCUUAACUAAUGAUUAAUAGUAUCUACAUAGGAAAAGAAAGACUGUUAGAAAUCCUGAGUAAGUUUAGAAUUUAUGUGAAGAUUAUACCCAGAAUAUGAUUUCAUUAAAAUGCCCAAUAAGAAAAUUCAUUCAGAUGAAGAAAUUUUAGUAAAAUCUGAUAUAUGUAAAGUAACUUCUUAUUUUCUCAAUUAAAACAAUAAUUAAUAAAUAGCAUCUGUACAUUUAGAUAGAAAUAGUGAUUAUGUAAUGCUAUUUAGUCAUGGAAAUGCUUGUGAUUUGGGUAUCAUGAUAGAUAAAUUUAUUAGUAAAUACUUAUAUUUAUUAUUUCUAUAGAACUUGUUCAUUAUACAAAGAUAAAUGUUUUUGCAUAUGAAUAUAGUGGAUAUGGUUAAAGUAAAGGUAAGAGUAAUGAUAUAACCAUUAUUCGUAACAUUCAAGUAGCAUAUAAUUUUUUGAUUCAUUAAUUAGGAUAUAAACCAACAUAAAUUAUUGUUUAUGGUUAUAGUAUUGGUUCAGGUCCUAGUGUUACUUUAGCAUCUAAUCCUUAAUUUCCUAUUGGUGGAUUAAUCAUAGAAAGUGGAUUCAGUUCUGGAUUAAGAGUCAUCAAUAAUAAAAUUGAAGAUACUCCUUAUUAUGAUUUAUUCCCAAAUAUUGAUAGAAUCUAACUUAUUUAAUCUCCUAUUUUUAUAAUACAUGGAGCUAAUGAUAAAAUCAUCUCAGAAGAUCAUGCAAAAUAAUUAGCAUAAAAAUCUAAUAACUUAUAUGAUUUAUGGAUUCCUUAAAAUGUUGGUCAUUGUGGAAUUGACACAGAUAUUUAAUAUCGUAAAUGUUACUUCAAAAAAUUAAAAGAAUUUGUAGAUUGUAUUAUUAAUAAUAUUAAUUAUUUAUAGAUAUUACUUUUUAAAAUGAAAGUAUUCCUGAUUUAAUAUAAAAAAAUACUGCCAAGUCUCAUGAUGUUACAACCUAUAAACAUAUUUAUUAAACUAAAUUAUUUUGAAUAUAUUUUUAAUUAGUUAUUUAUUUUUUUGUAUUUCAUUAUAUAAUUUUUAUUAUUAAUUAUUAAAAUACUAUUCAAUGUAAACAUGAUCUUUAUUAUAUAGGCUUCCAGAAUAUCAAUUAAUUUAAAAGGUCUAAUUAUAAGUCUAAAGAAUUCAAAAAAAAUAUCCCUUAAUCUCCAAUGUUGACCAAUUUCAAAUAGAUAUCUCUAAAUUAUUCUCUAUUGAAGAUUAGGAAACUUUGAAAAAAUAAUUACUUAUUGUAUUUCAUUAAUAAAAGUUAUCAAUUCUACCUAUUGAAUUUAAUCAAUUAAGUAAAAAAGAUAAUUAAAUAAUAAUAAAAAGCAUCAAUUCAGAAAUAAAAUUAGCUAUGAAUGGAAGAUUAACGUAUAUUUAACAUUAGCAUAACAUAUCCUAUUAAAUAUUUUCUAAUAAAUGUAUGUAUCAUGGAUAAGUUCUUAAUAAUAAACCAAAUGGAGAAGGAUGUUUUAGAUGGAAUAAUGGUGAAUAAUAUAUAGGUUAAUGGUCAAAUGCUUAAAAACAUGGUUUUGGAUAAUGGAUUGGAACAUAAGAUGAUUAUUAUAUUGGUUAAUGGGUAAAUGGAUAAUAAGAUGGACUUGGAGAGCAUAAAUGGAAUGGAGAUAUAUAUUUUGGUUAAUGGAAAAACUCAGUUAAAAAUGGAUAUGGUGUAGAACAAUUUUAAAAUGGUGAUAAAUAUAUUGGAAAUUAUUUUUAUGGAAAACCACAAGGAUCAGGUGAAUAUAGAUGGAUUGAUGGAUCUGUUUAUUUAGGAUAAUUUUUAGAAGGUAUGAGACAUGGACAUGGAAGAUAUGUAAAUAAAAAUGGUAUCAUUUAUGAAGUAACAAUUUAUUCCUAAUUAGGGAGAAUAUGUAAAUGACUAAAAAAAUGGUAUUGGAUAAUUAAUCAAUAAAGAUGGAACUCAAUAUUAUGGAUCAUUUACCAAUGAUCAUUAAGAUGGAUAAGGAAUAUCUACAAAAUAAACUAUCGAAGGUGAUUAAAUAUAAAAUUAAUAAUAAUUCCUUAAUCACUCUAAAAAUUAAGAAAAACUUAAAAAAUAGUCACCUUCAAAUGAUAAAAAAAAUAAUUCCUCUUCAUAUUAUUAAUCUUAAUUAUACUAAACCUAUCUUAAUUCUUAUCAAUAACCAUCAUUUCGGUAAAAAAUAUAAUAAAAAUUGGAAUUACCCCAAUGCUCCAAAUCAAAUAAUAAAUCUUAAAGCUAAUCCACAAGAAGUUAUUCUAUGAAUCAUAAAAGAACUUCUUAAAUUUAAAAAAAUGUUAAAUAAAAUUAAAAAUCCACUUCUAUCGAUUUGAAAGAUAUUUAUAUUGGAGAUGCAUAUAGAACAAUCAAAAAAUAAUAAGCUACUUUUAAAGAUAAUAAUUAUUUGUUUUUACUCAAUAAUAACAAAAAAUCUAUUAAAAACGUAUUUGUCUAUUGA